AUGUUUUUAAAAUAAUUAACAAAACAUCAUAUAUUCAAAUUAUUAUUGUAACCAUUAAAUUUCCAGAAAUCAGAUAUCUCAUCCAUAUAUGAUUCAAUAAAUUUAAAAAAUUAAUUAAGCUAAAUUGCACACGACGCAAUUCGCUAUAAACUUCUUCCUUCGGAAAAACGCGAAUUAACUUACGAAGAAAAAAAUAAUGAUAGAAUAGUUUAAAGUUAUUUCUCAUAUGCUGAAUACAAUAUAAGAGUAUAUGAAUCAAUAAAUACAAAAAUAGAUAAUUUAUAAGUAAAUUAUCCACGAAAUUGUUAUUACGAAGUGAUUUUGCCUUGUAAAACCAAUAAAAAUAUUGCUAAAUUAAUGGAGUUGUUUGAUAAAAGAACAGUUCGUUUAGGCAGACUGUUCGAAUUAUACGAUUAUGUUGCUACUACAGUUGCUUAUAAAUAUGUAUAUGUGAAAUAGGCUGUAAUAAUGGCUGCGUGUGUAGAUAAUAUUUAGUUUUAUCAAAACGUUUGUCCAAGUAAAGAUAUUGUACUGAGAGGAUAUCCUACAUUUAUAGGAAGUUCUAGUAUAGAAGUUUAGCUUGAUUUAUUAUAGGAAAAUAUAGAUACAUAAUAGCUUUAAUUAAUUGGGAAAGCCAAUUUUCUGUUAGUUGCGAGAAAUAAAGAUAAUAUAAAAUUUGCUCAUUUAGUUCCUAAGUUAUUAUUUGAUGAAGAAAAUAAUUUGAAAAAUUGCCAAUUAUUAUAUCUUUUGGGAUAAUAAAAUUAAUAAUAAAGAAAAAACGCAUCAUUAACUUCAUUAAAAAAAUAACCACCUUCUUAAUAGGAAAAUCUAAUAAUUCAUAACUUUUUUACCUCUGAAGAUAUGAAAAAAAAUAAAAGAUAAAUUAAUCAUACAAGAUUGGAUAAAAAUAUAAUUAUGCAUAAAUAAGAUUCAAAUUUACAUGGAAAUAUUUUUGGAGGAUACUUAAUGAGAGAAGCCUAUGAAUUAGGAUGGCUUUGUGGAACUUUACAUGCUGAAACUUAAUAAAUAGUGAUUUCUGCUAUUGAUGAUUUCUAAUUUAUUAACGGUGUAGAAGUAGGCUCCAUUUUAGAAUUAAAUGCUUAAGUAGGAUACGUAAGUUAUGAUAAUGUAAUGCAUAUUGUUGUUGAGUGUUUUUCAGUAAAUAAGUAACUUUAAGUGUUAAAGACUAAUGAUUUGCAUUUAACUUUUGUUUUAGAUUAACUUAAUCCUAUUAAAAUUUAAUAAGUUUAUCCGAAUACUUAUAAAGAAGCAAUGGUUUAUUUAGAUUCUUAACGUAGAGUUAAGAAAUGCAUGCAUAAUCAUUGA
This is a messenger RNA of Ichthyophthirius multifiliis, 1326 nucleotides long. RefSeq lists its product as hypothetical. The record is from RefSeq and is a predicted model, not a curated record. The transcript has 2 exons. Gene Ontology annotation, biological process: acyl-CoA metabolic process. Lineage: Eukaryota; Ciliophora; Oligohymenophorea; Hymenostomatida. Gene Ontology annotation, molecular function: fatty acyl-CoA hydrolase activity.